Anguilla anguilla (European eel) is the source of this 6107-nucleotide messenger RNA. RefSeq names its product vitamin K epoxide reductase complex subunit 1-like protein 1. Gene Ontology annotation, molecular function: vitamin-K-epoxide reductase (warfarin-sensitive) activity. The record is from RefSeq and is a predicted model, not a curated record. The coding region runs from base 203 to 730 and encodes 175 amino acids. Gene Ontology annotation, biological process: vitamin K metabolic process; peptidyl-glutamic acid carboxylation. NCBI's taxonomy places the organism in Eukaryota, Metazoa, Chordata, Actinopteri, Anguilliformes, Anguillidae. The transcript has 3 exons.
ACUAUCCUCCACAUUAUUCAGGCAUUGAAAAUGAGGAGAAUAUGGAGUUAGUGCGUUUUGAAAUUGUAAUUACAUAAUUAAAAACAAUAUGACCCAAUAAAUAUUUAAACCUCCGGAAUGUUAGGUGGCAGCAACGUGUUGUCAUGCAACAAAUUUUCAUAAAUCUUACAAAGAAGAAAAGACGACGCACGGCCGUGUAAAGAUGGCGGCCCCCGUCCUGAGAGUGUCUACCCCUCGAUGGGAAAGAAUCGCCCGGCUCCUCGUUUGUUUGCUGGGUAUUUUAUUUUCAGUAUAUGCAUUCCGUGUGGAAAGGGAAAAGGCGCGGGACCCCAGUUAUCAGCCCUUGUGCGACGUGAGCAACUCUGUGAGCUGCUCUAAAUUGGUCACCUCCAGGUGGGGUACGGGAUUUGGACUACUAGGCGCAAUUUUUGGUGAAAAUGGUGCAAUGAACCAGCCAAACAGCGUCUAUGGACUUAUAUUUUAUCUGUUUCAGCUGUUACUGGGCCUCACUGUCAGUGCAAUGGCUGCAUUGACCCUCAUGGCGACGUCCAUUGUGUCAGUCAUGGGCUCGUUAUAUCUGAGCUACAUCUUGUACUUUGUGCUGAAGGACGUCUGCAUCAUCGGCAUCUCCACGUGUGUGCUGAACUUCAUUCUGUUUAUGCUCAACUACAAGCGACUGGUUUACUUGAAUGAGGCCUGGAAGCAGAAGCUUCAAACUAAGGAGGACUAAAACAAAACACUUCAGAAAAAAGAGAAGACCUCUGAACAUUUUUCAAAUGUCAGAUGGAAACCUUGCUUCCAUUGUUUAUAUGACGUAAAAAAGAAAGAAAACCAAAGAAGGUAAAUGCAAAAUGUGAACCUCCUUUCUGGGGCAAAUAUUGUUAGAACAGUGAAAAGGACUGUGGUAAGGACAGGUCAUUUUUGUGCUUUAUUUGGAAAGAGGAUACUUAAACUAUAAUAUCCUUUCCUGAGGAGCACGAAAAGCACGAAAAACACAAAACUGCUGAACUCUCUUCCGCAUCUUUAAGAAUAUCUCAGUCUCUGGAGGAAAACAAACAUUAAAACUGGACUUCUGAAUAAAUGGAGGAAAUAUCAGUCAGUUUUGUGUGUGUGUUGGAGCUGUACUGAGUGCCUAAAAGUCCAGAGUUAUGGGGCAAAGACAUAAAUGCCUAAUCAAAAAACUUGCAGAGUUCAAGGAUGAGAUUCCAUGCAAAUAACUGACAUAUUAUGAAUUUUAUGUUUACCAUACAAUGAUGAGCAGCAUUUAUUUGAUUUGUAGGUGUUUAAAUAGAGGGGGGGGGGGGGGGGGUAGCUUUGGCACGUGUCUGUGUAGUUGGUGUGGCAGCCUAAUUUCUGCUGUCCAUCUGUGGAGUUAUUUUCAGUCGGGGACAGAUUAUUCUGAGAAAUUUACAUUCUAUACCUUUCACUGGUAGCAUUUUUUUCCUUUUUCUUACCACCCACCCAGAAUAUUUUUAGAAAUGUCUUUUACGCAGCUAGGACACCAGUAUGGCAUAUCUUUCGUUCUAUUUUUCUUUAAGAGUAUGCAUAAGGGUAUUCCUGGUAACAUGGCAGAAGUGAACCAUAGGUUGUGUUCCUCAGAAACCAAGAUAAUGUAUAGGUCUUAUAGAUGCUGAAAUUUCGAGGACUUGUGCCUAGGCUGCGUUGGCUUCACAGCUGGUUAGUAAAUGGAGGUGUUCUUUAACCAGUAGAAUCCUGAUGUUAUUGUGUAGGUGUCCUAUUCGGAUUGAUAUGGGGUUUUUUUCCAAGUAUGUUAUAUGGUCAUUGCGAGUACAUUCUUUUUGUCCUAUCGAACAUGCAUGGGCUGUUUUUCAAUACAGGCAUGUAGUAUACCUGCAACUAAACAAAAUAUUUAUUUAAGGUUUUGUAUUUUUCUGAGGGUGGUAAUUUCACUUUAUAAUUGUAUGUUUUAUUGUCAAUGCUGGCCCAAUGUUCUGUGUGAUUUUUGUUAUCAAGUGUGUCGUUAAAAUUUGUACAUCAGUAGUUUUCGUGUGGCACAAUGGUAAUGGCUUCCCACAAGGUUGUGUUAUGAAAUGGUGUUUGUUUUCUGUAUUGCAGCUCAAUGUCAGUGUAUUCCAGUUUUUCAGCUCCGCAACAAGGUCUAUGAUUUAUGAUUGAAGGCUGUUUUAUACUGCUGUGGAGUACAUGUAAAAAUGGGUCUGCAUAGGGGUUGUGCAGAAUGUGUGGCAUGUGCGAAGGUUGCUGACCGUGUCUGCAUUGAUGAUUUAAAAACACAUAGUUAACAAUCAAAGCCUGCAUACACCGCACAGAUGAUGAUUGGUUGGCUACUGCCAAACAUCACUCCACGGGGUCAAGUGUGGUCACUCGUAAAUACUAAGGAAUUUCAAACAGGCAACCUGUACCUGUACAACAUGCCGCACAGGUAUUAAUUUUGCACACAAGUCAAAUCACGUCCUGAAACUGUCCUGAAGUACACAACAGCCCUUGCAAGUGCCUAGAAUGGUGAGGUUUCAGGAAAUUAAUCAAGGCUGACCAUUGUGAUCUGAUCAUUCGGGGCCAAAAGGCAUGCAGAAGCAGAAGUCAUGUUGUGUGUCGGUGUGUGUAGGUCUGGGGAGGAGUUGAGGUAAAUGACAGUUUGUCAUGGAAUGGUAAACACCUGGUACGCUUUGCGUACAUUUAUGAUCCUGUUUUUAUAUUAAGAAAUGAGAAAACAUCAGGCCCCAGCCUUUUCUUGUAAAUAUUUAGUUUUUGUAUUGUGAGGACUACUGGCUGCCAGCCUUUGGCCUAAGUGUGAGGUUCUGUGAGGUCACUGAAACGCAGUUGGUUUCAAAGAAUGAGGUUUGUGUGAGUCAUGUGAGACAGAGACUGUAAAUGAGUCCUGCACAGCAUGGCAACUGAACUGUCAUCAUAAGAGUAACUCAGAAGGCAAAGCACAUCAGGCUGGAUGGAGCAUGUUCUUGCAUUCCACGCUUUGAGAAUCUUCCAGAAAAACAUGAAGGACUCAUACCCUCACUGGCUUCCCACCUGCGAACAUUGCCAAUUGUGUUUGUAGGAAUGUCUGACCAAGUCCGAAGUACCACUGCCAGGGAUUGAACCCGGGUCGUUGCGGUGGUAGGCGAGUGCUUAUACCUCUACACUACCCAGAUGGCCCCAUUUCAUUAUUUCAAAGUAAAGUGGCACAUGCUACGUUGUAGCUGGCCUUGGUUUUUAUAGCAGAGCAAUGAUCAAAUAGUUAAUAUGUAGGGUGCUGGCAGUGAUAAAUAAGAUGAGUUUAUUAGGGAUGCACAGUAUUGGAAUUUAUGGGGUUGAUAUCAAUAUCUAAUAUUUAGCUGGCCAUAUUGGCUAAUGUGGAUACCUCAUUAUAGCGCAAAUGCAAACCGCAGCCAAGUUUCCACAUCCAUGAGGUAGAUGAACACAGCUUACGUCAACUUACGGAGGAAAAAUAUAACAAAUUUUAUUUGUGUGACAAAAUAUUUGAAUUUGCUAAAUAAUGGAAGCGAAUAAUUGAAAGAGCAUGAGUCUACAGAGCCACAGAGUCUUUUUGUAGCUUUGCCUGAGUUUGGCUGGUAAAAAUAACAAAUGAAGAAUAAUAAGUUCAGAUGACUUAUGAGCACCAAAUUUUCACCUAAUUCAACAGCAUUAGCGGCUCGUCAAAUGGAUGACCUGUGUUGCAUAUGAAUCUUGCUUCAUCCUAUCAGUCCAGCAUAUUGCCCAAUACUAGCUUAUUGGCCAAUGCCUGCAAUAUAAUUUUGCAUCCCUAGUGUUUACUUGAUUCUUUAUGAUGGAUGUAUGCCUCUGUGGUUUGAAGUCAAGAGUGAAAUGCUUUAGUAUAUGCACAAUACUAGAUUAUAUGCAUUACUGGAAUAUUGUACUUUGAAAGGGGUGCUUUUGUGAUUGCCGGUAGCAAAAGUGUGUUCUUGUGUGGGAGAGAGCGAAAGAUAGAGAUUUUUUUUUAAACUUUAAGCCAAGUAACCCCCAAAUACAAUAGUGAGCUUUCCAGAAAUUAAUGAGUGGGUUAUUAAUAUUAUACAAUACAGCCUGGAGUUUUGUUAAGAUUUGCCUUUACAGGAUGCAAAUGAACUGUAUGUAGUUAGCAUACAUUACAUCAUUUCUGAGUCCCAGGUUUUGAUGUGCAGUGCCUGAGUCAAUGAAACCUAUAAAAGUGCCUUGUGUUGAAAUGUUUGGCCUGUUUGAGCUGUUAUGAGUUAAGUGUUAAGGAACAAAAUGCAUUCCUGUUUGUCUUUUUCAAGAAAACCUGAUUAUUAUUAUGUUUGGGUGGGGGGGUUUAAGACGUAUUUAAGGUGGUGUGCAACAAUCACCUGUGCAUUUGUAUAUUGUUCUUUGUUCUUUUUAACUUGGAAUGCACAGGUUUGUUUAUUGAACACCAUUUUUCUGUAACGCCUGUGGCAGUAGGGGACAGAAUAGCCAUCAGAUUUGCUGUCAUGAUAAAAUGAUUUUAAAUUAUUGCAACAGAACAGUGACUCUUGCAGUGGGUUUGAUGCCAUGAUUCUACUCAACGAUUAAUAUCUGGAAGUGUACGUCUGUCUAAAUGUUUAACGGGUGAAACCUGAAGGUCAUGUUAAACCAUUUUUAUGGAAAGUGAAGGCCUCCAUUUUAUACAAAAGGGACCUGCAUGUUAUGGCAAUGUAUGAUACCCUGUGUAGAUUAACACCUUAGACUGUUUGUAGAGAAAAUGUAAAGGAUGGGAGGAUGAGGAUACGGUAUAUAUGUGAGCAUCACAAAGCUGUUUGUGGAAGAGUUGUUCUUGGGUAAAAAUAUUCAGAAUUUGCCAAAUGUGCAUUCUUGAAAUGUUGCAUCUUAAAUGACAGUUGUUUCAGUUGCAUCUUAAAUGACAGUUGUGCAUUAAAGCAAAGCAAAAAAACAAUAGCAGGUGUUCCUAGCUACAAAAGCACCUCCUCAGAUACAGAAGCACCCCAUCAGAUACAGAAACAGCCCCUCAGCUACGGAAACACACCCUCAGCUACAGAAACACACCCUCCAAUACAGAAACAUGCCCUCAGCUACAGAAACACCCCCUCAGUUACAGGAACACCCCCUCAGAUACGGAAACACACACUCAGAUACACAAACACACCCUCAGCUACAGAAACAGCCCCUCAGCUACAGAAACACCCCCUCAGAUACGGAAACACACACUCAGAUACACAAACCACCCUCAGCUACAGAAACAGCCCCUCAGCUACAGAAACACACUCUCAGCUACACAAACACCCCCUCAGAUACACAAACUACCCUCAGCUACAGAAACAGCCCCUCAGCUACAGAAACAUACUCUCAGCUACAGAAACACACUCUCAGCUACAGAAACACCCCCUCAGAUACAGAAACACACACUCAGAUACACAAACACCCCCUCAGAUACACAAACUCACCCUCAGCUACAGAAACAUGCCCUCAGCUACAGAAGCACCCUCUCAGAUACAGAAACACACUCAGAUACACAGACACACCCUCAGCUACACAAACACACCCUCAGCUACAGAAACACCCCCUCAGAUACACAAACACCCCCUCAGAUACACAAACUACCCUCAGCUACAGAAACAGCCCCUCAGCUACAGAAACAUACUCUCAGCUACAGAAACACACUCUCAGCUACAGAAACACCCCCUCAGAUACAGAAACACACACUCAGAUACACAAACACCCCCUCAGAUACACAAACUCACCCUCAGCUACAGAAACAUGCCCUCAGCUACAGAAGCACCCUCUCAGAUACAGAAACACACUCAGAUACACAGACACACCCUCAGCUACACAAACACACCCUCAGCUACAGAAACACUUCCUCAGCUACAGUAACACCCCUCAGCUACAGAAACACACCCUCAGAUACAGAAGCACCCCAUCAGAUACAGAACCACCCCUCAGCUACAGAAACACCCCCUCAGCUACAGAAACAUCCCCUCAGAUACAGUAACACCCCCUCAGAUACAGAAACACACACUCAGAUACAGAAACGCACCCUCAGAUUCAGCAACACACCCUCACAUACUGGCCAUGACUCAUGAGAUAGGCCUAAUAACUUUUGAGUCGCAGGUGUCAGUAUUUCAGUUGUGUCACUGUUUUCUGGAAAUGGUCUAUUAAAAUUCUUCCAUGUAAAUGAC